GAUUUCAAGAAGACAGCAAGCUGCUGGCCUUACCCUCAGGACAAUGAGCGAAGGAAGUGAGCAAGUGGCAGGUGAUGCAGAAGUUGGCUUGCGGAGUCACAGGUUGCUGGAGAUGUGCCUCAUUAUUGGGAUUUCUCCCAAAAACCUGCGGAGGGUGAUCCAGGACAUGCACAGCAGUUUCUUUGACGCUGCAGACAUUACUCCAGAGGUUCUGUCCAUUCAUGCUCCACCGUUCACCGGGCCUCAAACAAAUGUUCACACCGACUCGCAGAGCUCAUCGCACAAGCAGGAGGAGAUCAUGGGACCAACGUUCGCUUCAGCCCAACUCUUUGGAAAUAUGGAAAAUUUUAAAGAACACCUCAACGUUUCGAGGGGAAUCGAGCUGUGUGGCCUGCCUGAGCUGUGCUUCCCAGAUGGAUUUAAGCUUCCAGUGGAAGAGCAGGAAGAGUCUUUCCAUUUCCUGGUUCUGACGGAUAUCCUCGGGAACAGACAACAGGGAGUGGUGCUCCACAUUAACAGAGAGAUAAAGGAAUCCGAUCUUUAUCAAUCCGAGAGCACAGAACUCACAACGGACUGUUCUGAACCUUUCAAAGUCCUGGUCCCCUUUGGGAUCUGCAUCAUCACCAAGUUUCCGUAUUACACAGUGCUGAAGGACUGCCUUUCCUGUCUUCUGCUUGACCUGCAGUCCUGCGGAGAGAGAGAGUUUGAGAUGAAGGUGAAAGAGUUUGCAGCUCAGUUAGCUCUUGUCCCAUGCCCACCACCAGGAUCCAUCCAACUGUGCUUUGAGCUGGGACCCCUCAGUAUAGUGCUGUCACCUCCUGAAGAUAUUGACAGUCCAGUUAUUGACAUCGGCCUUCACAUCCCAUUCCUUUGCUUCAAAUCAGAGACUGUGCUGCAGAUACUGACAUACAUCCUGACCGAGCGAAGACUGGUCUUUUUCUCCACUAACUGGCCACUGCUGACCCUGGUGACUGAGUGCUUCAUACAUUACCUGUACCCUCUUCAAUGGCGGCACCCCUACAUCCCAGUGCUGGGCAAUCAGAUGUUGGACCUGGUGAUGGCACCCACUGUCUUCCUCAUGGGUUGUCAUUCCAGACACUUCGAAACGAUCAACGAGGUGGAAGAGUUGGUUCUGGUGGACGUUGAUAACGGUACAGUUCUGACCACACAACACAAGGGCCUGGAGACCCCACAUCUGCCCACAGCUGCCGUCGAAGAAUUCUUGACCAGCACACAGCAGCUUCGAGCCAACACAGAGCUCUCUUCAGCCCAUCUGGCUUCACACACGAACCUGGCAACGGCUCGAGAGAAGAAACGUGAUCAGAGGCAGCAAAUGAACAACAAACUUCGACAGAUCUUCCUGCAGCUCAUCGGGAACCUCCUCAGGGAUGUCUCCAAACAUUUGAACCUUAAGCACCGUGUGUUCAACAAGAAGGAGUUUUUAGACUCGCGACAGCCAGCUGCCCAGCCUUUCUACAACAGCUUUUUGAAGACCGACUUGUUCCACUGCUUCCUGAAAGCCCGAAUGAAUAAGAAAGUGGAUGCGUUCACGCGUUGGGAGAGAAGUGAAUCAAACAGGGUGAACUGGGAGCAGACCCUGAACACUUGCUCAUCAGUCAACGUCUCAUCCACCUGUCCGAGGAAGAAAAAGGAUCAAAGUCUUCACUGUCGUCAGCUGUCGACCACAAGUGCAAAUGACAAGGCUGCAUGCCUCGAAUCUUUGACACAUCGCAACUCAUUGAAAAUGAACAAAACUUUAGGAAGAGUCAGUAAGGGUAAAGCACCACUCCGAACACUGUACCUGCCUUCAUUCCCCUGUGACCCACUGGAUUCUCUCAGCGUCUCCCUGUAUUACACCAAACUAGUUGUCCAGAUCAGCAGGACCAUUGACCAGACGUGUAUUGACGACUCUGAGGCAUUGGCCGUGUGCUUCUAUCUGCGUGGGAUUGUCCGCCUUGCCCAGGGCCAGUCCUUACAAGCUCUGCUGGACUUCCAGAAUCUGGAGAAAAUCAACAUGAACUUCUUCCCCUGGGAUCUGGUCAAACACACACUGAACUCGAUGACCCCUGAGCAGCUUCACGCUGUGCAGGAGACAGAGGAGCUAAAACGUCUGUUCUUUGGGACCAUGCAGAAACACUGGGACACACUCAAACAGGAGGAGAGCGUGAAGAACUUUGAGUUGCCCAAGAUGCCCCUCAACAAACAGGACUUUGGAAUGCACAUCCAAGCUGCUGGAAUAGUCAAUCAUCCCAACAACACUGAUCGGCUCUUUGACAUCCUCGCAGGAGGACAGCAGAAGCUGAUUGAGCCAAAGAUGUUCGACGAGCUGUACUCCCGUUGGAAUGAGAUUAAGUCGGAGAUGGACAACAUCACGCUACCACCUGAGGUCAUGCAGAACCUUCUGGAAAAUGAGCGAAUCUCGAAGGUGUCGAACCCGGUGAAGACCAGCUAUGGUCUGGGCCGCGUGGUGCUGAGUCAGAAACGCCUGUUCCUGUUGAUGGAGGCACACCCAUACUGCAAGGAGAUUGCUCUUUUCCGAGACAUCGAGGAAGUGGAAUUCUGUUUACCAGUAUCGAUCUUCCCGCUCAAGAUCCUGGCCCUGAAGAUCAAGGUGCGGGAUAAAAAGGAGCCCUUCAUCGCCAACCUCAAGUCAGAGAGGGACCUGUGGAAGGUGAUCAUCCGGGAGAUGUGUGCAGGAAAGUUCCUGGCAGAUAGACACAAGGACCCUCAGUACAUUCAGCAGGCACUCAGCAACAUUCAGCUCAUCAAUGCAGUGGCUAAAUGUAACUUUCACCAACGGCCCAUGGUCAUCGCCUCCAAACUGGCAUACCUGGACCAUACUGUCGGGGAAGAGUCACAGGCCGUUCCACGGAUGACAUCAGAUGCCCUGAAGCACACCCUCCACCUCACUGAUUCCAAUUCUACCCCCUACGUGGUUGAUGUCCUCCUGUAUGUUCCUGGUAACCUGGACCCGUGUGAGAGCGCUGAGACACACCCGAAGCUAUGGUGUGGCCUGAGUGACGGCCGCGUGAUGAUGUACAAUGCAGCUACUUGGAUAAUGGAGCAGCCGCCAAUCCAAGCUGGCCAUUCCAAACUGAACUGUAUGAUUGGCAUCGGGUAUGAGCAGGUGUGGCUGGGAUCGGAGGAUUCAUCCAUUUACAUCAUCGACGCGCUCGCCAUGAGCUGUAACAAGAGGCUGGUGGGUCACCGCAACCAAGUCUCCGACAUGAUCCAGGAGGAGACACAAGAGAACGGGGACAGUAUCAGUCAGAUUUACUCCUGUAGCCUGGAUGGCUCCAUUCUGCUAUGGGACCCCGAGCUGAUGAAGAUAAAGAGUCAGUUCCAGUUGCCUCAGUGUUGGAGGCUCACCUCCAUGUUGCUGCAUCGUGACCACAUCUGGUGCUGUGUUGAAUACAGUCUGUUGGUCCUUGCUCGAGAUGGCACACAGAUCCAGGAGGUGACCUUGACACCAAGUCCCGAGGGUAGCUCCAAUCUCAUGACCGACUUCCUCAUCAUCCCUCAGAGAGAUGAGCUCUGGGUCGUGUGCAGUCAGCGAGCAAAUGUUUACAUCUGGAAAACGGAUGAUCUCAAGGAUCCGAUCCAAACAAUCCCACUGCCGGGCUGUGCAAACAUCUCCUGCAUGAUUCAUGUCAAAAAUCAGGUCUGGGUUGGAGGAGGAGGAACCAACAACAACAGCAAGGGUCGCAUUUACAUCAUCAACUCGGAGAGCCACUCGCUGGAGAAGGAGCUAGAAGCACCUUGUGGUGGUAUUGGAGCUCUCUGUUCGGCUGAAGAUCGAUAUGUGUUGAGUGGGACACAGGACAGCAAGGCCAUCAUCUGGAAAGUGGACUGAGCUGUUACAACCUGACCAGAGACAGAGGGCCACCAUUUCCCAGUCUCAGUGUUGGAUGCUAUUUUUCCGUCAGGCUGCUUUGGGCCAGUGUUAGAGGUUAGAGGGAGUCAGGGGGGUGGUUUUGAUACACUCUCCCUCUGUCUGCCUCCUUUUCCCAGGGCUGGAGGUGUCAUUGGUGGAGCAGCAGUGACUGAGCAACCACCUCCCUCAACAGCCCCCUCUCAGGAGAGUCUCAGACAUGCAAUUUUCACUCUCCGCCCCUGCCUCAGAAAAUUUGGACCACACCUCACUGAAUUAAAGGAGCUGUUUGUCAACUGACCCCUGACCCCAAAGAUGUCAACGACUGGAGAUGACCGGUGACCAGAAACAAGCAACAGCACAAUUACCACAAGAAGGGGCAGCAACUGGGAAUAAAAGCAGUCCUCUAACAUUCCUUUGUAUUAAAUCUUAUUUAAAAAUUACUUUAGUACAUAACCAAA
Hemiscyllium ocellatum (epaulette shark) is the source of this 4332-nucleotide messenger RNA. Its product is annotated as DENN domain-containing protein 3-like. Gene Ontology annotation, molecular function: protein binding. Lineage: Eukaryota; Metazoa; Chordata; Chondrichthyes; Orectolobiformes; Hemiscylliidae. Bases 44 to 3853 code for a protein of 1269 amino acids. The transcript is spliced from 24 exons. Gene Ontology annotation, cellular component: cytoplasmic vesicle. Gene Ontology annotation, biological process: regulation of Rab protein signal transduction. The record is from RefSeq and is a predicted model, not a curated record.